CGACCUCACCUAGCACCCCGUCGAUACAUUCUUCUUUCGUCCAUCGGCUGCGCCCCUCAAUACUAGACUGUCGCACGCCACACACAUAUUCCCUGCAUCCUCAUAUAUUCCUGAACAAGGGAUACUCGACUCAAAAACCAUCUUCUUUCGGAAUCUACUUCCAUCAUGUACUCUCCCUCAUCCUCAAGAGGAUAUUCUUCAGGCAGUGGAGCCUCAUCAAGCGGAAGCCGCUAUGCCCCCAUGCCGGAUCGGAUACAAACCAGUUUUCCUCAACAGCGGGGGCCGGACGUACCACGAGCAGUCGCCACCUUGCUCGAGACCACCCAGCAGCUCCAGGAGAUGUUGAACCUCUGGAGCGUGCGACGAGUGAACGAGCAGCAAGUCAGCGACGUUUACGUCCGGGUCGGGACGACGUUCAACGAGACCGUCACAGCCUUCGCGUCCAUCGCGAUCGACCUGAGCGACCUGUACACGAUCCCACAGGAACUACGCACAGUGCUCGAAAGCUGUCUCGGACAGGAACCUUCGCCACAGGCUCUGGCAUCGCACAUGCCACAAGUCCGGAGGAUUAUCUACAACCUCUUGCAAGGUCUCCGAAACAAACAGCCGCAAUACUGGAGGGCUGUAGGAGGUAAUCAAGUCCUUGUGCCAUGACGCGCCCGUCAUUGACAACGAUUGGAGAUCGUAGGGGUGGUGGAACCGACGCUGGGCCGGCGAAUUCGACACAAAACCAGACUUGAAGUUCGUUCUGGAAUAAGGGAUGCCUUAUUUUCUUGCUCAGCGACUGCCGUGACCACUGGAUGGAUUAGAGACGGCGUCGACUGUUGUAUCCUUAUUUGCCAACGCCCGGUGUUGUUAUAUACCUGUCUUGUACAUCGAUGUGUUGUAUUUAUCUGCAUAUUCUACUAGUACUAUAUCCAGU
Messenger RNA from Stereum hirsutum FP-91666 SS1, 922 nucleotides. RefSeq lists its product as uncharacterized. The transcript has 3 exons. The record is from RefSeq and is a predicted model, not a curated record. Gene Ontology annotation, cellular component: cytoplasm; cell tip. Gene Ontology annotation, biological process: establishment of cell polarity. The coding region runs from base 166 to 654 and encodes 162 amino acids. NCBI's taxonomy places the organism in Eukaryota, Fungi, Basidiomycota, Agaricomycetes, Russulales, Stereaceae.